Dermacentor andersoni is the source of this 1429-nucleotide messenger RNA. RefSeq names its product V-type proton ATPase subunit Vha44 (gene Vha44). NCBI's taxonomy places the organism in Eukaryota, Metazoa, Arthropoda, Arachnida, Ixodida, Ixodidae. The record is from RefSeq and is a predicted model, not a curated record. Gene Ontology annotation, molecular function: proton-transporting ATPase activity, rotational mechanism. Gene Ontology annotation, biological process: proton transmembrane transport. Gene Ontology annotation, cellular component: vacuolar proton-transporting V-type ATPase, V1 domain; lysosomal membrane.
CUGGGCAGCUCGUUCGGAGGCCAUCCUUGCAGUCACGGGACCUGUGACAGGCGCUGAACGGGGCUCUGCGGUGGUUCUACCGCCGUAAGGAAACGUUUUACCUUGGGAGGCAGCCCUCGUCAUCGCUGCGGCAGGCACCACCAUGACCGAGUUCUGGCUCAUCUCGGCUCCGGGUGAAAAGACCUGCCAGCAGACAUGGGAGAAGCUGUGCACCGUCACGGCCAAGCAGAACAAUUUGUCCACGAACUACAAGUUCCACCUGCCUGAUCUCAAGGUGGGCACACUUGAUCAGCUGGUGGGCCUCUCGGAUGACCUCGGCAAGCUCGACGCGUAUGUGGAAGGAGUGACUCGGAAAGUUGCCAGCUACCUCGGCGACGUACUGGACGAUCAGAGGGACAAGUUAGCCGACAACCUUCUGGCCAAUGGAUUGGAGUUGGAGGCAUACUUGACGCGCUUCCAGUGGGAUAUGGCCAAGUAUCCCAUCAAGCAGUCCCUUCGAAACAUCACUGACAUCAUCAGCAAGCAAGUGGGCCAGAUUGACGCGGACCUCAAGAGCAAGUCGGCCGCCUACAACAACCUCAAGACACAGCUGCAGUCCAUCGAGCGGAAGUCCACGGGCAGCCUGUUGGUUCGCAGCCUUGCGGACCUGGUGCGUAAGGACCACUUUGUGCUCGGCUCCGAGUACCUGACAACCCUGCUAGUCGUCGUGCCCAAAAUGCUGUUCAAGGACUGGCACUCCAAGUACGAGAAGCUGUCGGACAUGGUGGUUCCGUACUCCUCCCAGCUGGUCUACGAGGAUAACGAGCAUGGCUUGUUCACAGUCACCCUAUUCCACAAGGUGGUGGACGAGUUCAAGCUCCACUGCCGAGAAAACAAAUUCGUGGUUCGCGAUUUUGUGUACGAUGAGAAUGCACUGCUGGCCGGCAAGAACGAGAUUGCCAAACUGGAGAGCGACAAGAAAAAGCAAUACGGGCUGCUGAUACGUUGGCUGAAAGUGAACUUCAGCGAAGCCUUCACUGCCUGGGUCCAUGUCAAGGCCCUGCGGCUGUUUGUCGAGUCGGUUCUGAGGUAUGGGCUGCCAGUAAAUUUCCAGGGCAUGCUGCUGCAGCCGCAGAAGAAAACGGCCAAGCGACUGCGCGAGGUGUUGAACCAGCUGUACAGCCACCUCGACACCAGCAUUGCCCAGGGGCCCGUCGAUGACAUUCCCGGCCUGAACAUGGGGCAGCAGGAGUACUACCCAUACGUGUACUUCAAGAUCUGCAUCGACAUGGCCGACACGCACGUGCGGCUCUAGGCUGGGUGGCCACUACCACGCAUGCCUCCAGCUUGGGCCCAACAUUCCAUCUUUUAUUUGUCUAGCAGUGUACAGAUUAGCAUUGUUGUGUGUCACGCAAUAACCAAAAAGAUAUAUAUAAACAACGAAACAAUG